UGCGCCAUAUUGGCUGGUUUACAUGGGGAGUGGAGUUGGACGAGCCGCUUGAAAAACCGAACCAGUUUCUGGACGCGAAGCAUUGCGAUGAUAACAAGUAAAUUAACGCCGUAGGAUUUAUUUGUUUUCUUGAGUGCAAAGUCUUUAAUUUGCCGAAUUGCUUAACAUUUUCCCUGUGAAGAGGUUUUCUCGACUGACUCGAGUCCAAUGGAUCCCAGGACAGCUUGGAUUCAGCCGGAGCAGAAGGGACCUGCCAAUUCCCUGUGGAUGCACAUUUGGGAGACCUCUCAGGGAUUUGGAGCAAACUCCUGCAUCGACAACCACCUUCACCACCAGCGCAACUUUGCGGGGCAAAACGCAAACUCCUCCGAGUCUAACGGCGAGUGUUGCAAAAACGUCACGGUGCCGCCGGGGUGUGUGUUUGGGAAACUGCCGAAGCGAGACGGCGGCGGGGGAGAGAGGGGAAAUGUCCGGAGGAAGGGCUCGCUGUCACCGUCCUCUUCCUCGCUGGACUCGGAGGCCGAGAGCUCCUCGCCCUCCGGCUCCUCUCUGCAAAUCGAUAAUUUGAACGUCGCAGAGGAGGCCAGCCGGUUUUUGCACUACGGCGAGCGCGAGUUGAACGAGAGCAACCUCCGGCGGCAGUGUCCCCCUCCGCCUCUUCACGCCGCUCAGCAACACUGUCGCAGCAUGCAACAAUCCGGCGGCCACACCCCCACGGGGACGAAAAACCAGCACGGGAGCAAGCAGCAGCAUCACCAUCAGUCCCAUUCUACCGGCCGCAGGAGGCAUCUGGACAGAGCCAACACGUUCCACGGCAUCAACCCGCUCCUGUCCCACGGCUGCAAUGGACACCAUGUAGACUCUUCUUGCAGCCUGUGGAAGACCAGGCGGUACAGCCCUGGCAUCAAUGGUCUCCAUGAAGAAAUUGUGGACUUCUUCAACUUCAUGUCACCGCGACCAGAGGAGGAGGCCAUGAGGAGAUCUGUCGUGAACAGAAUAGAAAGUGUCAUCAAGGACAUGUGGCCCACAGCACGGGUGGAGAUAUUUGGCAGCUUCAGCACAGGACUUUAUCUUCCAUCAAGUGACAUUGACCUGGUGGUGUUUGGAAAGUGGGACCAUCCCCCACUGCAGGAACUAGAACAAGCCCUGAGGAAACACAAUGUGGCCGGGCCGUAUCCCAUUAAGGUCCUCGACAAAGCUACAGUGCCAAUCAUCAAGCUUACCGACCAUGAAACGGAGGUGAAAGUGGACAUCAGCUUCAACGUAGAGACGGCUGUUAAAGCAGCACAGCUCAUCAAAAGCUAUCUGAAGAAGUACACUGUUCUGCCGCCUCUGAUCUUCGUCCUGAAGCAGUUCCUACUGCAGAGGGAUCUGAAUGAAGUCUUCACUGGAGGGAUCAGCUCUUACAGCCUUAUUCUAAUGGCUAUCAGCUUCCUGCAGUUGCACCCUCGAAUCGACACGCGACGUGCCAACAUCAACCUGGGCAUCCUGCUGAUCGAGUUCUUUGAGCUGUAUGGCCGCGAUUUCAACUACAUGAAGACCGGCAUCAGGGUGAAAAACGGAGGGGCUUACCUGUCCAAGGAGGAGAUGCUCAAAGCCAUAGGGAGUGAAAACAGGCCUUCCAUGCUCUGCAUAGAAGACCCAAUACAGCCAGGGAACGAUGUUGGCAGGAGUUCAUAUGGUGUUUUGCAAGUCAAGCAGGUGUUUGACUUUGCCUACAUGGUGCUGAGUCAUGGCGUGUCUCCUCUAGCUCGCGCUUACCCCAACAAAGAGUACGACAGUACUUUAGGACGCAUCAUCAAAGUCAGCCCGGAGGUGUUGGCCUACAGGGACUGGACAGUUAAGAAGUGGGGAGCCAAGCAGUACGCCAAGCUCGAGAACCAUGAUGUAGAGACCUGUGAGCGGGACCUAGCCAGGCUGAUGCUGGUUUCUGUGGAGGAUCAGAGAGAUGCUUCCUCCCCCCUCAGUGCUGACUCCCUCUCACCUUCUCCAGUCUUCCUCCCCAGCCCCCGACACCACUCGUCAUCAUCCUCUGCAUGCUCGCUCUCCUCCUCCUCCGGAAGUGACAUAGAGUCUGAUUCUCCCCCGUGCAGUCAUACUGCUAUCCAACUCCACCCCCUAACCCUGGCCUCAGUCCAUUCAGUCAUCCAGAUGGCUGCUGACCUGAGGGCCACUCAUCCAGCAGGCUUUAUCCACACCUCACCUCAGGUGCAGAUGUCCCUCCCAGAAAACCUCACCAUCCCCUCGCUCGCUGAUUGCCAGUUCUACCACGAAAACCCCCCUUCAAUCAGUGUCGUGCAUCGUCACAUGUCGCAAGCGGCCCACAUCUCUCAGCACACUAACGCCACAAGCCCUCUCCCCAGCCCCCUCCACCAGCUGCACCACCCUCCGAUGGGGGGGUAUCAUAGCCACACGUACACCAUGAGAUCCAAUUCCCAUGGCUCACUUGAGCCGCACAAAGUUGGCUUGAAGCACAACCAAGGUGGAAGCCUCCGAAGUCAAACCCCCUCUCACGGUAACUACAGUCCCCCGCGGCGGUUUGUCCCCGAGGGUCAUAACACGGCACCGGGUUGCAGGAACCAGCCACAGUACAACCGUAACACCUGGCGGCGCAGGAAGAGGGACAAUCUUCCCGCUCUUAACCAAAGCAGGUGAGAGACAUGUAUGACUUGACUGACAAUGUUUUGUUUUUUUUAAGACCUCACUCGGCCCAUCAUGAGUCUUGGAGUCGAGGCGCUGUGAAGCAUUCAUGAUACAGCUAUUUUGUUUUUUGUUGGAGGCUCCCAGAAACACACCUACUGUGUCCUGGAAUUCACAAGUCAGUUGAAGUUGUCUCCAAAGGUGUCGAAUGAUUGAUCCCUGCUAGCUCUUGUGCAAGCACUAAGUGAUGCUGCAAGGCUCUUGCAGGUGAAGGAAGACUGUAAAAGGCUUAAAAAGUCUUAACUGUGCUCAUUUUGUGAACAUCGGUCUGAUGAAAGUUAGAGGCCCUUCCUCUAAAUUUCAUGCGCACCAGCACGGACUUUGAGUUGGAUUACUGAUUCCCACACCGGGUCUGGCUCUUCUCCCAGUGUCACUUUCCAGCAGCUGAAGACUCUAAAAAGUUCGGUCAAGUAUUGAGUUUCCAUGCAAUUUGAAAACCUUUUUACGAAGCAACAUCGUGUGCCAUAGUAUCGAACUGAUUAGCAAACCUGGUCUCUCUUGAAGUUUUGACUCUUAUUGGGCCUUUUUUUGAGGUUUUGGCCUCAACUGGUCUUCUGAAUGCAACUCCCUAUCGGCUACGGUUAUGAUUCGGAGUUCUAACAGCUUGGACUAUCGUCCACAAAUUGUACUCUGGACCGGAGCGAAGCACUACCUUUCUACCUAUGCAGCACAACGCUGACUUGAUGGUUUUUGGUGUGACUGCACAAAACGGACCUUGUCUCAAGUGCUUAAACUGUGAUGACGUGUCUGAAUGUACCAAAUGUUUCUCUCCUGUCUGUUGGUCAUUUGUUCUCUUGUUUUUGUCACUUAGGGCUUUUCUUUUUGUUCACAUUGGCACUACUAUGUUUUGUAUUGUGAACAUUGCCACCUUAUUUUAUGUUCAUGUGCAAUAAUUGCUUUUAUUUAAUUUGUCACAAUUUUGGUUUUAUUUUAGUGGUUGUCCCACUAUAAUUUAGCUUUUUAUUUUUUUAUUUGUAGACAACAUUUAUCUGUGCAAUAGAUGGAUUUAAGGGCCGUGUGUGAGAGAGAGUGUGUGAGAGAGUGAGAAUGUACAGCUUUCCAGCAGAAGGGGGAGCUAUGGCAAAGCAACAUGAGAAAUGUGCCAAAAAUGACAUGAUUUACCCAUUGCAUUAUGAUCACUUGGAAUUUUGCCAACUGCCUGUCCAAAUGUUUUAUCACCACUGCCCAUAUCACUUUUUUUCUGUAGUUAAAAUUUUAUUUGGGUGUAUUUUCUCUUGAUGGACCGAGGCUGUACUGGAGAAAUGCACUUUUUUUUUUUUUUUUUUUUUUUAAGCAGGGUUUACUCGUGUCAUUUAAAAACUAGUUGGUGCUACUUAUUACCAGCAAAGUGCAUUUUCUGCCUUAUAUCUCCCUUUUGAUUCUGUUGAAGCAACAGGUUAACUGCCUUCUUAAAUGACCAAAUUUGCCCUUUUUCCUGUAUGUAGUCAUCUUUCUGUUCUAUUUGUUUCUAUAAGCACUGCCAGGUUUACUUGGCUUUUAUUUUUACAACCAGCUUCUUAUGUUCCAGGAGUAGAUUCCUACUGCAGUCAAUGAUUGUUACCAUUAACAUCAUGUCACAUUUAUUCUUUUUUUUAAUUCAAAGGUCAUAAUUAUAAAAGGCAAGAGGUCCUUCCUCUCCCAUAUUUAUAGUCAGCGUUUCUACAUCUUGUCAGACAAGGUGUGAAAGCUCCAUAAUUUACACAGCAAUCCAGAAGGGGACUUGUGUCUGGGAUGUCGCAGAUUCACCAUUACUGACUGUUUUGGUGGCGCCGUUAACCAAACCACAUUUGGUUGAUGGCCGUGUGUUUUUAGAAGUCUGUGAUUAUUGUAACACCCUGCACACCAAUAUGAUGGACUCGACAUGACACUGUUGGCAUUAUGCUGUUGUUUUAUCAAGCCCUCUAGAGGAUGAUCGAUGCAUUGUUACAUCAUAUUGCAACAAACUAAAUCCCCAGCUCAAAUGUGUGUCGUUGAGGAUGGAUUGCUAUGUGUAAAUGACUGACUUAUAGAUGCAUACCUUGGUUUUUUUAUGUAAGUUUUUCUAUUUUUUUAAUAAACCUUUUAAAACUCCAUUUACAGUUUAGUGUGUGUUUGCAAUGUGUUAAGUCCACUCUUGUACAUUUUAGCUUAAUCUUUCUAUAUGGAUAAAUAUGAAAUGUCCAUGUAAAGCAUAAAUAGUGCUAUUGUUCCGAAGUUUAUUGAGAGAACUUUCUACUUUUGGUAUUUAUUUAUACAGUUUCCAUUUGAUUGUCUCUUGCUGUCUUGUUUGCACUAAGGAGAGAGUUUUUCUGACUAGUUCUUGAGUAGUGCCACAUAGCUACCGACAUUUUCAGAGCGCCUCGUUCUUGAUCAUGCUGUACUUUGGGUUCAACACAGUAAGGGACACUGAGGCGCGCACCCUCACUCAUCUGGUGUGUUGUAAUUCCUCCUGGUCUCUGCUGGGGGCACUGGUGGAUCAUUGCUCGGUUUAGCUGAAUCUCAUCCAUUACCUUUUCAGAUUGUCAGCUCGGUGCAGGGAAGUAGAAUGUGACGGAGAAGAGGGGUUCAACAAAAUCCCCUGAAAGUUCAAUCAUCGGAGGGUUAGUGGCUGGAACGGUUGUCAUUUUAUU
Anarrhichthys ocellatus (wolf-eel) is the source of this 5309-nucleotide messenger RNA. Its product is annotated as terminal nucleotidyltransferase 4A-like. Lineage: Eukaryota; Metazoa; Chordata; Actinopteri; Perciformes; Anarhichadidae. Gene Ontology annotation, molecular function: poly(A) RNA polymerase activity; mRNA binding. Gene Ontology annotation, cellular component: TRAMP complex; nucleolus. The record is from RefSeq and is a predicted model, not a curated record. The coding region runs from base 208 to 2655 and encodes 815 amino acids. Gene Ontology annotation, biological process: RNA 3'-end processing; polyadenylation-dependent ncRNA catabolic process. The transcript is spliced from 12 exons.